CCCCACAACUUUCCUCCUCGGUCUGCAGUAAAAUCAGCAGAAAGUUUGCAAAGAGCUGGGCGGCGCUGCGCUGCCAGGAACGCGAGUAUCAGCCUCCGAAGUUGCUUGAGCAGAGAGAAAGGGUGGAAAUUUAAUGACAAUGAGGAAGCUUUUUAUUCAUUGGACCUGCUUACCUUUCAUCCUGUUGACCACCUGUAUACAUUGUGGAUCCACCAGGAAUGCUUGUAAAGUCACGGAUAAGAUGGCAGACUGCAGUCACUUGAAAUUGACUCAAAUCCCCUCCGAUCUCCCUGCCAAUAUAACAACUUUGGAUAUUUCUCAUAACCAGCUCAAAACUCUGCCACCAGCAAACCUUACGAAGUACAGUGAGCUUGUUUACUUGGAUGCAGGUUUCAACACCAUCUCAAAACUGCUGGCACAGCUGUGUCAGAAUCUGCCUUUCUUAACCAUUUUGAAGCUGGAACACAAUCAACUGCAUGCAUUUCGUGACAAUGUUUUUACUUACUGUACAAAUCUGAAGGAGCUUCAUUUGGGAUCCAACAUCCUAAAACUAACAAAUGAGCCUUUCAGAAAUCUGUUGAAUUUGGAGUUAUUGGAUGUCUCUAAUAAUCGUCUAAGCUCUGCAAAACUAGGAUCUCUGCAACAGUUAGGAAGUCUUCAGGAACUUGUGAUGUCUCAGAACAAAAUUACUGAAUUAAAGAAAGAAGACCUAUCUUUUCUUAGUAACUCUUCAUUAAACAGGCUGGACUUGUCUUCAAACCCCUUAAAAGAGUUUCACCCAGGCUGCUUCCAUGCUAUUGGAAAUCUGUAUGGACUUGUCCUGAACAAUGUUCCAUUGGGACAGGAUGGCACAGAGAAACUUUGUCGAGAAUUAUCCUGGACAAGAAUUCAGAAUCUUUCAAUGAGCCAGGUGCAGCUUUCACAAAUUUUCAACUCGACCUUCGAUGGAAUGGAUAAAACAAACCUCACAAUUUUAGAUCUAUCCAGUAACAGUUUGUCUGUGAUUAAAAAUGGUGCUCUUGCCUGUUUUGCAAAUUUAGAGAAUUUAAAUUUGAUGAAUAAUAAUAUUACAUAUCUGUUUUCUCAUUCCCUCUAUGGAUUGCACAGUGUGAUUUCUCUGAAUUUGGGAUACUCACAUAUCAAAAAAAUGGAUGCUGCUUUCCAGUGGCUAAAAAGUUUAGAGUAUCUUACUAUGGAUGGUAAUAAAUUUCUGGAGAUUACGCCUAAUACAUUUAAAGGUUUAGAAAAUUUGAAAAACUUGAGUUUAAGCCAGUGCAAUAUGACCUCAAUGACAAAUACAACCUUUUCAUCACUUGCUAAUUCUUCAUUGCAAUUUCUCAACUUAACAAAAACUGGAAUCAUUUCCAUCAAGGCUAGGACCUUUUCUUGGCUUCGACAGCUAAAAACUCUGGAUUUAGGGAUAAAUAACAUUAAGCAGAACCUCACAGGCCUGGAAUUUCAAGGUCUUAGUAAUAUUGAGACUCUCUAUCUAUCUUACAAUUAUCAGCUGAACUUGACAAGUGAAUCAUUCACUUCAGUCCCGAGCCUUAGAAAGCUGAGGCUGAGAAAAGUGGGUUGCAAAAAUCUUGAUAUCUCUCCUUCACCAUUCCGAAAAUUAAACAAUUUGACAAUCCUGGAUAUUGGUAACAACAAUAUUGCUAACAUGAGAGAUGAUUUAUUUGGUGGACUGCACCAGCUUGAAAUCCUUGACAUGCAGCAUAAUAAUCUGGCUCGACUUUGGAAGCAUGCCAAUCCGGAUGGUCCUGUUCUCUUCUUAAAAGACCUUAAAAGUCUGCAUCUCCUCGAUUUAGAAUCUAAUGGCUUUGAUGAGAUUCCAGUAAAAGCUUUCCAUGGCUUAUCUCAAUUGAGAAGCUUGAAUCUGAGAGACAAUAAUUUAAAUUUGCUCCCAGAGUUUGUCUUUGAUGACUUAACAUCUCUGACCUACCUCUUCCUUGAGAAGAACCUAAUCACAGCUGUUGAUGAAAAAGUCUUUGGUAAAGUUUUCACAAAUUUGAAAGAACUAAAUAUGGGGUUUAAUCCUUUUGAUUGCACUUGUGACAGUAUAGCUUGGUUUGUUAACUGGCUUAAUGCCAGCAAAACAAAUAUCUCAGAAUUGAAUAAUUAUAUAUGUAACACCCCCUUUAAAUACCAUAGCAAUAGGGUAGCACAGUUUGACACCUCACCAUGUGAUAGUGCCCCUUUUAAAUUGGUCUUCAUUGUGAGCACUAGUUCGGUAUUGUUUUUCAUCUUUCUAAUCCUACUCAUCCACUUUGAAGGGUGGAGAAUAAAAUUUAUUUGGAGUGUGACUGUAAACAGGGUUCUUGGCCACAGGGAAAUAGACAGACCACAGCAACACUUUGAUUAUGAUGCUUACAUCAUUCAUGCCAAAAAGGACACGGACUGGGUUUCCAACAACUUUAUUCCUCUUGAAGACAACACUCAACAAGUAAUUAGGUUUUGUUUAGAGGAACGGGACUUUGAAGCUGGAAUAUCUGAAAUUGAAGCCAUUGUCAAUAGCAUAAAGAGGAGCAGGAAGAUUAUAUUUGUUGUAACUGAACAUCUCUUAAAAGAUCCUUGGUGUAAAAGGUUCAAAGUGUAUCAUGCCAUACAACAAGCCAUCAGUCAAAGUCGGGAUUCCAUCAUAUUAAUUUUUCGACAUGACAUUCCUGAUUACAAAUUGAAUAAUGCACUUUAUUUACGAAGAGCAAUGUUCAGAUCUCGCUGUAUCUUGAAGUGGCCAGUUCAGAAAGAACGUCUGAAUGCAUUUUACCAGCAGUUAAAAUCAGCACUUCAAUCAAGUAGUAGGAUACUAUGAUUUUUUCCCCAAAGGAUUGUAGCAAAGUAUUUUGGAUAUUUGAUUCAAUGGCCAAAAUAUUACCAAUCAAGUGGACUUUGUGCUUUGUAACUUUCAUGUUAUGGGAAUGAAAUACUUGCUGCAGAUCUACCUAUUUAACUGUUUUUUUCAGACUUAAAGCCACUAGUUCCUCUUACAGUAUCUUACAAAGCAGUUUGUAAACCAUGAAAGCUAAUGCUAAUUUAUUAAAAUAUCUGAAAUGCUGAACUACUGUACAUGUAUGCUACACUAGAUGUGUGCUACACUUAACCCUUGAACGAUUAUACUAUAAUACCUGAGGGAGAGAGAAUAUAAACCACUACUCUACAUUUUCAUAAUGUGACCAAAACAUUAAAAAAUAUACAAAAUAGUGAACAGAGUGAAGGAGGUUCAGAAGCAGAAAGUGAAAGCAUACUGGACAGCAACAGAUAACAGAAAUCAGUAUCCCUUUCUUCCCCAGGAUAAGAACUCAGAUCCCCUUCCUCUGCUGUCUAACCUGUGAGAGAAAAGAAGUGCAAAAGAGGGCAAAGUCUGCAGCAUGCCCCUUCCUGAUUCUUCUUGCAGAAGAAGACAGGGCCCAGAGAUAGAUAUGGUACAUAGGGCUUGAUGCCUAGGGUGACAGUUCAAUGACAGUUGUAAUGUAUAGAGUCUAUGGGCUCAUCUACACCAAGCAGGAUAUACCACUAUGAAAGUGGUAUAGAAAAGGCAGGAGCCACACUACUGCUUUAUAGCAGUAUUGAAGUGCACUGACAACUGUUGGGGCCCAUAACACAAACCAUAGACCGCUUUCAUACCAUUUUCAUAGUGUUAUAUCCUGCUUGGUGUGGAUGUGUCAUGGGCCCCAACUGUUGUUAGUGCACUUCAGUACCACUAUGAAGCAGUAGUGUAGAACCUGCAGUGCACGUCAGUAUCACUAUAAAGCAGUAGUGUGGCUCCUACCUUUUAUAUUCCACUUUCAUACUGGUUUCAUAGUGGAAUAUCCUGCUUGGUGUAGAUUAGCCCUAUGUUCUUUAUCAUAGUUAAUAUGUUUAUAAGUUAGGCCAUAUCUGUAUAGUUAUUUUUUUUAAAGUUCAGUGUACUUGGUUAAUUAAAUGGUUAUGUAUUAAGCUUAAUACUAUUGGGAAAACAAGUUAAUGUGUUGCUAUUAUACUUACUGGCCAGGUUCCAGGUCAUAAUGACCCAGGUUUUUUUUAAAGCAUGUUGCUGUAUCACUCCUGUUGCAAAUCGAAAUGGCUAAACAAUUUAGUAGGGAUGCACUAUCCCAGAGUUGUAUAAUGUACUAGCCAAACAGUAAAAACAAAUGCAGGAACACACCAUGGGUUAUUUCUCUAACAUUUGGGGUCCAGCCAAAGGUCCAGGUUUGGAUAGAAUGCUAAACAACCCACAGAUGGAGUGGCCCUCGGUAGUUUACCUGCUUCUGCUUUGGGCAGUGAGCACCAGCAUACUUCCUUGUUUAUAACAACCCACAGCAUUUAGGAGUCCUUUUUCUAUAUAAUUUCAUUACAUUUUUCUCCCUUGUUCACAACCUCAGUGUUUAUAAUCUGAUUAAAAACAUACAGAUUUCAAGUAUCUCUAUGCAUGGAUAUACAGUAUAAUAUAAUAUUAUUAUAAUAUUAUAUUAUAUUAUACCUGAGAGAGUGC
Messenger RNA from Elgaria multicarinata webbii, 4474 nucleotides. RefSeq names its product toll like receptor 3 (gene TLR3). The record is from RefSeq and is a predicted model, not a curated record. Gene Ontology annotation, cellular component: plasma membrane. The transcript is spliced from 5 exons. Gene Ontology annotation, molecular function: protein binding; transmembrane signaling receptor activity. Bases 134 to 2815 code for a protein of 893 amino acids. Gene Ontology annotation, biological process: toll-like receptor signaling pathway; inflammatory response; immune response. Lineage: Eukaryota; Metazoa; Chordata; Lepidosauria; Squamata; Anguidae.